GUAAUCAGGAGGGAAUUUAUUGUACAUGGGCCCAUGUUUCUGCCCAAAAAACCAAUGUAGCAAACAUAAACAAAGAUAUUUCUAACUAACACAUAAAUCAAAGGAAAAACAAUAAUUCAAGAAAAUUGAACAACUACUCCUUACUGAGAAAUUUUUCAUUCAUCUUUAUCAAUCAUAAACUUCAAAAAUUAUUUCAAAAAAAAAAAAAUGACUGGCAAUAUUGCAAAGAAAGGUUUACAACGUUAUUUAUCCCAGCUUCAGCGCCACCCCUUAAGAACUAAGGCAAUUACAGCUGGGGUUUUAUCAGCAAUUAGUGACAUAGUUUCUCAGAAGCUUUCUGGUAUUCAAAAGCUUCAAAUUCGACGCCUUUUGCUUAAAGUGCUUUUAGGAUUCGCUUAUCUUGGACCGUUUGGGCAUUUCUUUCACCUCAUGCUUGAUAAGGUUUUCAAAGGGAAGAAGGAUCCAAAGACAGUGGCUAAGAAGGUUGUUGUUGAGCAAUUGACAGUGUCCCCAUUGAACAACAUGCUCUUUAUGAUAUAUUAUGGAUGGAUCGUGGAGAGAAGACCAUGGACCCAGGUCAGAAGCAGAAUUAGGAAAGAUUAUCCGUCAGUGCAGUUGACAGCAUGGACGUUUUGGCCCGUUUUUGGGUGGAUUAACCACCAGUAUGUGCCUUUGCAUUUACGGGUGAUUUUCCAGAGCAUGAUUGCUUUUGGCUGGGGAAUAUUUUUGAACUUACGAGCAAGGUCUAUGCUUCUUACCAAAGCUUGACCAAACAAAAGCGUACGUAUCCAACUCAUCACUAAUCACUAGAGCCUACUACCCCAUUGAAUGUCCAAUGCAAGUGGAAUCAGUGAUAUCCUAUUAUACUUUUUUUACAUUAUGUCAGCAUGGCGCAGAUGGUUAGAUUUGAAGUUAAAAUUCAUUGUUUCGACUAGCUAGAUCCUUUGAAAUGUACAAUGUAAAUCAAUAAAUCUUCUCGGAGUCUCUUGCAAAGCCUAUUGUCUUCAUAGGUGAUUGCUAAAUUAAACCUAGAGAUGAUUCAGACAUCUUUAUGCAACUUCUGCAAAAAAGGGCUAGUUUUCCCAACAACAAAGCAUUUUUGCUUAUAGUUGGUAGAGCCUCCCCUGAAGUUUGUCUUUCAUCUUGUUAUCAUCACGAUUCACGAGUGGUGGAAUUGAUAUAAUGGUAUUGUAGUAAUAUGCUUAUUGUUUGUAUUCAAUGAUCCAUUUAUCGCU
Chenopodium quinoa (quinoa) is the source of this 1235-nucleotide messenger RNA. Its product is annotated as peroxisomal membrane protein PMP22-like. The record is from RefSeq and is a predicted model, not a curated record. Gene Ontology annotation, cellular component: membrane; cytoplasm. The coding region runs from base 208 to 768 and encodes 186 amino acids. The transcript has 7 exons. Lineage: Eukaryota; Viridiplantae; Streptophyta; Magnoliopsida; Caryophyllales; Amaranthaceae.